UCACUUUCUUCGAAACAGAACCUAGAAGAGUGUGCUUCCUGUGAUUUACAUUUAAAUUCUACUUUAUUGAAGCUUCACAGGUCCUCAGAGCUGUGGACGAGCUUCAAUUAAGGCAUGGAGACACAUCUUGUCUUCCCAACCAUGCAUGGCGUCUUUUCUCCCUCUUCUCGUCUUACCUUUACGAAAUGCGGAACAUCUGAAUCCAGAUGCAAGCAUAGAAGAUUUCAAAAGGCUGCUAAAACUUUGAAUUUGACGAUUCUGAAGCACUCAAGUGUGACUGAGGAAAUUUCUCGUGAAAAUUACAAUAUUUUGAUUCAUAAGCAUUGCAAAGAAGGAAAUGUUGAUAAGUGCAUGGAGUUACUUGCUCAAAUGGAAUCUCUAGGGUUUCAUCCAAAUGCUACGUCGUAUAAUAUUUUGAUUGAGUCUCUAGGAAAUGUCGGUCGCACUCUUGAAGCUGAUUCAAUUUUCCAAGAGAUGAAAAAAUCUGGAUUUGAGCCUAAAGUUAGGGCGUACAAUGACCUUCUUAGAGGAUUUCUUCGGAAAGGCCUUUUAGGGCUUGCAUAUAAUGUGCUCGACGAAAUGUGUCAAACAAAAAUAGCUAGGAAUCAAGAAACUUUUGAACUUCUUCUUGAAUAUUAUGUUGGUGCUAGAAGGCUGGAAGACACUUGGUUCGUAAUCGCUGAAAUGAAGGCAGAGGGAUUCAGGUUGAACUCCCAUGUAUAUAGCAAAGUUAUUGGUCUUUACAGGGAUACUGGGUUGUGGAGGAAAGCGUUGGAACUCAUGAGAGAAAUGACAGAGACCAAAAUUCCGCUUGAUAGACGGGUUUAUAAUAGUAUUAUUGAUACAUUUGGGAAGUAUGGUGAAUUGAAUGAAGCAGUAACAAUGUUUAGGAACAUGCAAAGGGAAGGCAUUAAACCCGACGUCGUGACAUAUAAUUCCUUAAUUCGAUGGCAUUGUAAAAGUGGGAAUGUCGAUAUGGCUCUAGAAUUUUUCACUCAGAUGCAAGAAGAAGGAUUAUAUCCUGAUCCUAAGAUUUUCGUUGCAAUUAUUAGCCGCUUAGGGGAAGAAGGGAAGUGGGAUUUGAUUAAGAAGAACUUUGAGAAUAUGAAGCAUAGAGGACUUUGGAGAAGUGGAGCAAUUUAUGCUGUUCUGGUUGAUAUCUAUGGGCAAUACGGUAGAUUUCAGAAUGCUGAAGAGUGUGUGCUGGCUUUGAAGUCUGAAGGAGCACAGCUUUCAGCGAACAUGUUUUGUGCAUUAGCAAAUGGUUAUGCUCAAUACGGAUUAUGCGAACAAACUGUGAAGGUUCUUCAGCUCAUGGAAACUGAAGGAAUUGAACCAAACCUCAUAAUGCUGAACCUGCUGAUAAACGCAUUUGGUAUUGCUGGAAGACAUUUGGAGGCACUAUCAAUUUUUCAUCACAUAAAAGAAAUUGGCAUCAGUCCUGAUGUGGUUACCUACAGCGCACUUAUGAAAGCUUUUAUUAGGGCAAAAAAGUUUGACCAGGUUUUGGGAAUUUAUGAGGAAAUGCAAUCUGCUGGAUGCACUCCCGAUAGAAAGGAAAGAGAAUUGUUGCAGACAGCUUUGGGGGUCCUUGAAAAAAGACAAGGUGUGGCUCUAAAUCGUAACACAGCAGACACACAAACCUCUUUGUAGCCUUAUGAAGGAGGAUCAUCUCACAAAAGUGGAGGAAAUCGCUGAAUUAAUUAGGCAAACUAAUUACAAGUGAGAACCUGUGUAGAUACCUUGCUUGUAAUGGUGAAAUCUUGUCUUUAACCCGACUCACCCGGACGGAAAAUUUUCUGUCACUGUCGAGGCAAGUAUCAGAUUCAGACAAACCCAUUAGAUUUAGUGUUAAUGCGGUGGGUCUGGUUAAUGGGUUGAACUUUUAAUUUCAUGCUUUUCCAUACAUAUUCUGUGAUUUCUGUGACUUGAUUGGUCAUAAGCUAGAUGAGUGCAUUCAUUUUGCACAUGCGCAACAGCAAGCUGAGAUUCAACAAGCAGAGGCAGAUGCUUUCUUAGCUGCAAUACAACAAGCAAAUGCUGAUGAUGCUGAGGCUCAAGAUCAAAACCCACAUGUUAUGGUGCAGAUAUGGAAUAUAGUUUCUCUAGCUCUUCAUCAGACACUCAAGCCUCUGAGGUAACAUACUCUGAUCUUCAGCAACACUUGAAUGAUGGUGCAUCUAGUCAGAUGGCCCAGUCAUGCAACACAUCCCCCAUCUGUUAAACUGCCUAUCCCCACCUUUCUUGCCAAACCAACAAGACCAUCAACUGGUGAUGCAUGCUCUGCCAAAGAGAAGUAGACCUGGUCAGUGAUUCAAUUUUGCUCUUAACCCUUGGAAUGGAGCAUCAUCUUCUCAGCAGCAGCUGGUUAAUCCUUGGGUAACUUAUUGGAGCAAUACUUCAGACUAUCAGGUGGAGAGAGUCCCUGAAAUAAGAGAAAUGACUGCUAUUGAAUCAUCCUUAACUCUUCGUGAACAUCCACAUUCAAUUGUUCAAGGAUCAAGCUUCCACCUCAGAUGCAAUGGAAGAAAAUAACAAUCAGCAUGAAUCUGGUGGUAACUCUGACCACUCUAUGCAUUAGUCCACUCCUUGAACAAUCAGCAACAAUCCCUUUUUGAUGAACUUGUUAUAACAGGAAAUUAUCUGAGCUUAUGAGCUCUUUUUUGGUGUUAAUCCCUGCUAUCGGAUUUCCUGUAAUCUCAGCUCACCUGCCUGUUCUAUUCAUCUUGUUUACGUUGAGAUUCUUGUAGUGUAUUAUUAUCUGUGUUGACGAGCGUUUGAUGUUUUCCAAUUGUUAUUGUUUCUGCUAUUC
Molecule: messenger RNA, 2812 nt
Organism: Papaver somniferum (opium poppy)
Lineage: Eukaryota; Viridiplantae; Streptophyta; Magnoliopsida; Ranunculales; Papaveraceae
Product: pentatricopeptide repeat-containing protein CRP1, chloroplastic-like
Exons: 5
Coding region: 115-1653 (512 amino acids)
Molecular function (GO): protein binding
Source: RefSeq, a predicted model, not a curated record